Melanotaenia boesemani (Boeseman's rainbowfish) is the source of this 2289-nucleotide messenger RNA. RefSeq names its product glucose-6-phosphate 1-dehydrogenase-like. NCBI's taxonomy places the organism in Eukaryota, Metazoa, Chordata, Actinopteri, Atheriniformes, Melanotaeniidae. The coding region runs from base 55 to 1599 and encodes 514 amino acids. The record is from RefSeq and is a predicted model, not a curated record. Gene Ontology annotation, cellular component: cytosol. Gene Ontology annotation, biological process: pentose-phosphate shunt, oxidative branch; glucose metabolic process. The transcript is spliced from 12 exons. Gene Ontology annotation, molecular function: NADP binding; glucose-6-phosphate dehydrogenase activity.
CCCCAGGAAAGAGUGGUCACUGUAGGAGCAGACUGAGAACAGGUUGUCCAGAAGAUGAACACUGAGCCCCUUACUCGUUCAGAGGUAUUUGGACAGCUCAGGAGAGAGCUCUAUGGAGAGGAGCAGUCAAGUCAGUCUAACGCACAUAUAUUCAUCAUCCUAGGAGCGUCUGGAGAUCUUGCUAAAAAGAAGAUCUAUCCAACUCUAUGGUGGUUAUUCAGAGAUGGGCUUCUCCCAGACAACACACACUUUGUGGGUUUUGCUCGGUCUAACCUGACAGUGGAGGACAUUAAGGCAGCGUGUCUGCCCCAUAUGAAGGUCAGUGAUAAAGAGAGUGAUGGUCUAUCAGCAUUCUUCAGUAAGAACUCUUACCUGAGUGGCAGGUAUGACGAGGGCAGUUCCUUUGAUCAACUCAACAGCUAUCUGUCAUCUCUGCCCGGGGGAGCAAAUGCCAACCGACUCUACUACCUGGCUCUGCCACCCACUGUCUACCACCAUGUCAGCAUAAACAUCAGAAACCACUGCAUGAGCCACAAAGGCUGGACAAGGGUAAUUUUUGAGAAGCCAUUUGGUCGUGACCUCCAAAGCUCACAAGAAUUGUCAGUCCACCUGUCUUCCCUGUUUACAGAGGACCAAAUUUACCGCAUAGAUCACUACCUUGGAAAGGAGAUGGUCCAGAACCUCAUGGUGCUCAGGUUUGGAAAUCGCAUUUUUGGGCCCAUUUGGAACAGGAACAGUGUAGCCUGUGUGGUCCUGACUUUCAAAGAGCCCUUUGGCACUCAGGGCCGUGGAGGAUACUUUGAUGACUUUGGCAUAAUUCGAGAUGUCAUGCAAAACCAUCUGCUCCAGAUGCUCUGUUUGGUUGCCAUGGAGAAACCAGCUUCCACCAGUCCAGAUGAUGUGAGGGAUGAAAAGGUGAAGGUGCUGAAGUGUGUAGCUCCUGUUGCAAUGACAGAUGUGGUGCUUGGCCAGUAUGUUGGAGAUCCCAAAGGGGAGGGUGACACCAAGCUGGGUUACCUUGAUGAUCCCACUGUACCAAAAAAUUCCUGCACUCCAACAUUUGCCACUGCAGUGCUCUAUGUCCAGAAUGAAAGAUGGGAUGGUGUUCCUUUCAUUCUGCGCUGUGGUAAAGCUCUAAAUGAGCGGAAAGCAGAAGUACGUCUGCAAUUCACAGAUGUGCCAGGAGACAUCUUUGGCGAACGCUGUCAGAGGAACGAAUUGGUUGUACGAGUGCAGCCAGAUGAAGCCAUUUACCUGAAGAUGAUGACCAAGAGGCCUGGGGUUUAUUUCAGCCCAGAGGAGACUGAGCUGGAUCUCACCUACAAGAGCAGAUACAAGAAUGUGAAGCUCCCUGAUGCUUAUGAGAGGCUGAUUCUGGAUGUCUUCUGUGGAAAUCAGAUGCACUUUGUCCGAAGUGAUGAGUUGCGGGAAGCCUGGAGGAUUUUCACUCCCCUCCUCCACCAAAUAGAGGCAGAGAAGAGGCAACCCAUUCCUUACACAUAUGGAAGCCGUGGUCCGAAUGAAGCUGAUGAUCUCGUGAAGAGGGCAGGAUUUCGAUAUGAGGGGACAUACAAGUGGGUGCAGCCCCACACAACCUGAUGCUUCAUGUCACAUGCACAUUCACUCGCAUGGUGAUAACUGCCACUUUAUGACAGUUUACAAAAAUUAAACUUCUCUUCCGUCACUGCUGUAUUAGUUUGAUUUUGUCUGCACGUACAAAAGGAAAAGCACUGCUUUUUACUUCCAAUCAGACAAGAAUGAAAAUUAAAGGGAAACAGCCUGAUUUAACAUGGACAUCAGAAAUUUCUUAAUCUUUAUUCACUUUAAUGAGGACAAAUGAGACCUGUAGAGCAGAAAAAUCAUUGUAGCGACUUGCAGAUGGAGUGAUGUACAUAGAACAUUUAUUAUCAUAGUGAUUUGAAUGCUUUCAAUAAAAGCUUGUUCUUUGCUGUCAGCAGGCCUGUUUUUGCAGUUAUCACUAAACUAUAAUGAUGCACAAAGUUAUUCACGCAACACCCCACCCGCUAGUAUUCAUACUGGAAGGACUUGUUGGACUGGUUUGUAAGAGAUGGUGCCUCUCUUACAAACAGUCAUAAAGGAGAUAGUUUAAAAUGUAAAGAUGCAGGUGAGAAAAGCUUCCAUGUCAGUGUUUUAAGCUUAAUCAGCACUGUAAGUUGCUGUUAAUGGCAUGUUAAUCACUAACAAUGCAUGAAUAAAGUUUGAGAUUACUUUCUUUUUUGUUGCAAAGUUUUACCAUAAAAUUUGGAGAUUUUCAUAAGCUUUUUGAAA